UACAGUUUAGAGACAUACAAUUUUUUCCCCCCAAACAUACCCUAGUUACUAAGCUGACAGACCAGCAUUCCUUCUCCCUGCUCCGUUCUCUUCCAUCCUCCCUCAAAUCACGUAAACCCUAAUCUUCCUCCGGCGAGCAUUUCGAAUCUAAUUCCAUGGAAGUAUCCGAAGUUUCCGAGUUCAAGGAAUCUGACUUUGCAGCGGCAAGGCGCAUCUCACUUCCUCCAACAACGACGAGCGUCCACGUUACAGCUUUGGACGGCCUGGUGAACGUCAACUCUCUCUUCACAGUCGCCGUCUUCGUAGGUCUCUCCCUAACAAGCCCCGGCCAGCGGAGCCUGGAGAACAACACGGCCUGCGAUGCCGGGCCAGACGUCGUCCGCAACCUCCUCGUGUUCGAGGUGGUUUCCUUCAGCUUCUUCCUCUUCUCGAGCCUUAUCGCGCAGGGUCUCAAGAUCGCCAUCAAUCUUCUCAACAGCAACGAUGUGGACGAGACCUUUAGAGCACAUAUAAACGCGCGCGUGCUUCGCCUGGGUAUGCUUGGCUCGGCAAUUGGAUCGGUAAUGGGCAGUAUCUUUCUCUUGCUUUCCAUGGUUAAUGUGAUACAGAUCCGGCUGGGUAUGCUUUCUUGUGGCAGUAACGCCGCCGUUCGAGCUGUUGCGGCUCUUCUCACCCUCGUCUGCACCGCUCUUGCUGUUUACAUCUCCACCAUCUUUUACGCAUUCACUCACUGAUUUCUGAGCCACGAUCGUACAUGUGCUGAGGUUUUGUUAUUGCAAGAAGGUGGGUAUUUCAAAUUAGGAGCUGUUUGGUUCGGAUGCCGAUCAGAUGUUUGGUGAAAUGCUUUGCUCAAUGUUCUGUUUCAGAUCUUUUUUUGCCAUUGGGCCGAUUAACUGAGCUUGACGACUGGAGAAUUUUAGGCAAAUUGUACGAUUUCGACCAUUUUGACAGGAAGAUUAGAGUUUAUCUUUCUAACAAUCUCUUUUUUUUAGAAUUCACAGAUGCUAUAGUUUGAUUGUUCAAAGCUUGUUUCUUUUUUUUUUCUACAUGAAUUC
Messenger RNA from Phalaenopsis equestris, 1055 nucleotides. RefSeq lists its product as uncharacterized. Lineage: Eukaryota; Viridiplantae; Streptophyta; Magnoliopsida; Asparagales; Orchidaceae. The record is from RefSeq and is a predicted model, not a curated record. Bases 156 to 734 code for a protein of 192 amino acids. The transcript is spliced from 2 exons.